CAGCGUGUGCCGCCGGGCAGGGCCGGGCAGGGCAGGGCCAGCAGGGCAGGGCGCAGCGGGCGGCGCUCCGGUCCCCUCCGCAGCGCCGUCGCGGCGGGGCCCGCAACCGUCCCGUCCCGUUCUGCCGCCGGGACCAUGCGGCGGGCGCUGCGCCGUCGCGGAGCUCUGCUCGUCUGGCUCUCUCUGGGGACGCUGCUCGCCCUCGCCGACGCCAAGGGCACCUUCUAUCCUCCCGCCGCUCCCUUGCCCUACGGCGGCAGGUACAGCCUCUACACGGCCGGUUCCAGCCCGCAGCUCGGCCCCGGCAAGCCCGUGGGCAAGCACAAGAGCUACUGUGCCUACGUGGUGCAGCGCAAUGUGACGUGCAUGCUGCAGGAUGGGGCUGAGAGCUACGUCAAGGCUGAGUACCACAAGUGCAGCUGGGGACCCAAGUGCCCAGGGAAAGUGCUGUACCGCACCUUCUUCAGACCCAAAUACAAGAUUGGCUACAAGACAGUGACUGAGCUGGCCUGGAGGUGUUGCCCAGGCUUCAUGGGAGAAGGGUGUCACGACAGCCCGACCGACCAGCCCGGCCUCCUGCCCCAACAUCCCAGCCCUAAAAUGCCUCCGGGGCAAAAGAUGUUUCCAAUCCCCAGACUGCCUCCCCAUCCAAAAAGCCACCCUGACCUGUUCCCAGGACCAAAGAAGAAUCAGUAUGGCAGGAAGCUGCCCAGUCUCUUUGGGGACCGCCUGGACCGGCUGGAGGAGGAGGUGAGACGCCUUUCCCAGUCCUACGACAGCCUGCACACCAUGGUGAGUGGCCUGGGGGACCGCCUGCGCCUGGCCAUCCAGGAGGACACCACCAAGAUGAUCGGCUCCCUGAUGAACAGCCCGGGCGCGCCUGACUCAACUGUGGGUUUUGGCAUCAUUCCUGAUGGCCUGGUGGACGUGGCGGACAAAGCCGACAUUGCCACUUACCCUCCCGUGGGUGAGAUCCUGACCAAAGUGACGGAGGUGAGCGACGUGCUGAAAACCAAGGCAGAUUUGCUGCACGAGGUUCGCGGCAUGGUCCUGGACCACGACGGGCAGAUCAAGCAUCUUCUGGAGUCAGCGCGGCCCUCGCCCCUCACCUCCAUUGACCUGCUGGAGGAGUACGUGGACACGCGGCUGAGCAACCUGCGCGGAGAGCUGCUUGACGGCUUCGAGAAGAAGCUGGGCAAGAUCCAGACCACGUGUGAUUUCCGGCUCCAAGAGGUGCGGCAGCAGUGCGAGGAGGAGAAAGCUGCCAACCUGCGGCUGCAGCAAACGCUGGAUGGGAAGGAGCUAGAGAUCAAGAAAGAGAUCUCCCAGCUGGAGACCCAGAUCCAAGGGCUGACGGUGGUGGAAAGCUGCUGCAGCAACCUGGACUACCUCACCGAUCGCAUGAACAUCCUUGAGAAAGGCCUUCACAGCAUCUCCGAGUCCCAGAAGAAUUUGCACUCACAGCUGAAUGGAGAAAUCUCCACUGUCACUCUAGGGAACCUUUUUGAAGGGCGCUUUGAGGACCUGGAAGCCAGACUCAAUGCUACAGAGAGAGAAACAGGGAGCUGCUGCUCUGGUAUAGAGGACAGCAUGAGAGGCACGGUGGUGGCAGAGGUGGAUGGCAUGAGGACUGCCUUCGAAGACAAAAUGCAGACCCUGGAGGACAGGUUCAUGACCAUCGUGGGGGAGCUGAACAAUGUCAGUUCUCCCAUGGGCAUGGAUGGAGCGGUGGUGCCCGUGUUGGAGGGAGAGCUUGCCAGCAUGAGGAAACGCACGGAUAAGACACUGGAGGUGUUGCAGAACCGCCUCAUCACGCUGGAGAACACUUGUUCCCUAGGCUGCUCCUCCGCCUCCAAAGAUGUGGAAACCUUCCGGACAGAGAUCGAAGACUGCCAGAACAAGAACCAGGACCUGCUUCUCCGGAUGGACAGCAAUUACGACCUCUUGCGCAAGCUGAACGCCACCAUCCUGGAGAUCCAGCGGCGAAUCGAGGAGGAAGCAUCAGGGGCUUUGCAAGGGGAGAUCACCUUGCUAAAGAUCAACCUGAACACCGUGAGCAAGUCUCUGACAGGGCUCAAGGACUCUGUCUCCCAGUACUCAGACACUAUGUCACACGUCAACUCCUCGCUGGAUGAGCACGAGCGGAAGAUCGAGGAUGAGGUCCACUCCAUCCAGGAGAAAAUCAAUGACCAAGGCUCCCAGCUCUUCUUCAGCAACCGGCGUGUCCUGAACCUCAAGGGAGACUUGGAACGACUCAAAGCCAGGAUCAUCAGUGACCUGAGCUCCUGCAAGAGUGUGGGCCAUGAUCUGCAGCAGGAAAUCGCCCACUUUGAUGAGCGAGUGGCUCGGGUGGAGAACAUCUGUGGCCGGCUGGGUGCCGUCACGGGGAGUCUGGAUGGCAUCAGGGACGAACUGGAGAAACACACAGGCAGUUUGUGGGACUACAUGGACCACAUGAACGGGACCCUGGCUACCCACUCUCAGGAAAUAACGGGACUGAAGGACAACCUGCUCGACUGCCAAGCCAAGGUCUCCGAGCUGUCGGAGCAGGUCAGCCACUUGGAAGAGCGGGCAGAGGGGCAGCAGCUUCCUGCUCCUCCCCACGAAGGACAGGAUUAACUUAUAUCACACAGACUCGCUCCAAUGUGACAACAGCUCUUGGGAUAUUUUUUUUUUAAUGAAAAGGUAAAUUAAAAGCUGCUACAAACCUUUUUUUUUUUUGAAAAAAAAAUCUCGCUGGCCCCACUUUUCCAUAACUCCUAACUCUGUUAGGGUAGUCACCUCCCAACGCCCAGCAGCUGGGUCUCUGCCUCCUGGCCGGGGGCGUUGCUUCGUUGCUUUGGCUCCUGGGCUGACGACCCCAGAAGGAUAAUUCAGGAGGAAGCUGGAGACGGGAACGCUUUUUUCAUUUUUGUUUUUUUUUUUUCAAUUUUAUUUUUGAGGAUUUAUCGCUUCUUGGAGAACACAACCCUAUAGUUGUCAGUUGAGGAAUGGAGUUUCUCUGACCUAAAGACCACCUGUGUCUUAAUGCAGGGACUGAGCAGAGCCAGAGCUCCUUAUGGGGAACAAAACUCACCCCAGGAAUUGUGGAUUUCAAAGAACACAUGUAUUCACACAUCCCCCUGGGAACUGCCUUCCCCUCUCCGAGACAACAGCCCUCCUCGUGUAUGGUAAAUCCAUUUAUCCUGUUCCCUCCUUCAUGCAAACACACAUGCCUUAUGGAGCAUAUGAGGAUACGCGUUGGGAAAACACACUAUGCAUAUAUAUAUAUAUGUGGCAUAUAUAUAUAUAUAUAUGUAUGUAUUUUUGAACAAUCCACUGUCAUGGUGCUCAUUCAAUUUCCACGUUUCCUCUUGCUGCCCCCACCUCCCUUGCCGUAUUUUGGAGAAUCUCGCUGAGCAGCUACAACCCACUGCACCAGCAUUUGGGGACAGGUCCUGUGGGGGGGUCGAGUGCAUCUGCCACAGGGGCUACCGGGCUUUGUACCCUCUCUGUGGUGACACCUGGGACUGACACGAAGGGGUGUGGAAAACUUGUGUCUUCCCCAAAGACACAUGUGUGUCUCUGCUGGACACGGAGUAGUCCCUCCCUCCAGCUCUAGUUCUCUCCUGUUUUUGUUUCUCAAACUGUGAAUGCGGUUUCCCUCAUCUCAGCCCAGGGCAGGAGAGCUGCAGCCACUCCAGGGUGUGAGAAAGAGGCCUUAGCCGCAUCCUCCUCAUGUUCCUCUGAGCCCACUGGGCUGCCACAGCCCCAGGGCCCCGCACUGACGUGCAGCGCUGGGGACAGGGAGCAGGGCAGCUCUCCAGACCUCUCCUCAGCCUGGGAACGGCAAAAUUAUUUUCUCAGCUUGGCUCUAGUUUUCCAUGACCAUGCAGGCUGGAGGAGGCUGGACAUGUUCCUCAGCAACUCCAGCCUUGCCCUACGGAGCUGGCACCUGGACUGCGUGGCUGUCGCACACAAAACCCACCUCACCUGGGGAGCCCGGCAUGGGCGUCCUCUGCUGCUCAGCCAACGGGGACUUCAUUACCAGAAAGGAUGAAGAGGAAAUUAAAGAGCCUCCAUCUUAACAGCUCUGGCACUUUAUAGCAGAGGAACAUAUUUUCUAGCAGCUCAACAUUGCAGCUCACCAAGCCCUCCCACGCCAGCCAGCCUCCAGCUCCCACCUCAUGCCCAUCACCCUCAACUGGUCAUCCCUGCUCUUCUGCACCCCAGUUCUGCCCCUGCUCCAACCAGCUCAAAGCAGCACCAGCUCCCAGCAGAGAUGCAUCCAGCUGCAUUUGCUCCCCUGUUUCCUCCCAGAAAAACUGGAAGAUCUCCCUGAAGCAGAUGCUUCCAGGCUGGGGAGAACCACAGGGAUCACCGAGUCCAUUUGGCUGCAUCAUGUUACCCUGAUGUGGUAAACACUCUUUCCUUUGCCAGAGGAGCAUGGGCCAUCAGCCGUAGGAGUAGAGAGAGCUGUAGGAGGGAGAAGGGGCCUGAGGUCCCACCGCUCACUGAGCCCCACCGGAUGCUCGCAGCACCAGGAUCCGCUCGCUGCUCUGGGAUUUGCUGUUUUGGAGCUAUGCUGCAGCUGCUGAGACACUUCUCCAGUAGAGAAGCAACCUCCAGCUGCCUUCAGGCACCCUGCAAAACCUGCUCUUAGACAAAAAAGAAGCUAUUUCGUUUCCCUCAGCCCAUGGAAGGAGUCUCAAGUCAGCCCUUGGUACUUUGCAAUGGAGCAUCCUGCCCACCUCCCCACGUCCUCUCACAACAGGGAGAAAAAGGGCUGCAACAACCAAAGAGAAAAUGAAGCCAAGGGCCAGGCUCAGCACUUCCCAUGCCUGGGGUAGAGAACAGCUGAACAGCACCAGUUUCCUCCAGUACAGAGGGAGCUGGGACUGGCCAUAACUAAACUAGGACAAGGAAGAAGUCUGACCUUCCAGAAAAUGGUGCUAUGUUUGAACUAUUCCUGACUAGUCACUUGAAGCUAUGGACAGCUUGUAUUACAGUUCUCAGCUAUUCAUGUUUAAAAAGUGAAAUGAACUUGGUACAAAAGAGGGCAUUUUUAAAAAAUUUUGGCUUGCUGAGAGGGAAGGAGAUUGUGCCUGUGUGGUUGUCUUUGCAUGGGCAGCUUUCCGAGGCAGUUGCUAACUGAUCCUGGUAAAAGGCUGUGGUUUAUUGUUUUUAAAACCUUGUACAUUUGUUCAGAUUUUAAAAGCUGAAAAAGUGUUUGUACUGGAAAAAAAAAAAAAAUAUAAAGUAUUUCUUGCUGAGGUUUCCA
Molecule: messenger RNA, 5260 nt
Organism: Columba livia (rock pigeon)
Lineage: Eukaryota; Metazoa; Chordata; Aves; Columbiformes; Columbidae
Gene: EMILIN3
Product: elastin microfibril interfacer 3
Exons: 4
Coding region: 136-2619 (827 amino acids)
Cellular component (GO): extracellular matrix
Molecular function (GO): protein binding
Source: RefSeq, a predicted model, not a curated record